This is a messenger RNA of Pseudoliparis swirei, 4687 nucleotides long. RefSeq names its product jade family PHD finger 3 (gene jade3). The transcript has 11 exons. Bases 1483 to 3897 code for a protein of 804 amino acids. Gene Ontology annotation, biological process: regulation of transcription by RNA polymerase II. The record is from RefSeq and is a predicted model, not a curated record. NCBI's taxonomy places the organism in Eukaryota, Metazoa, Chordata, Actinopteri, Perciformes, Liparidae. Gene Ontology annotation, cellular component: histone acetyltransferase complex.
ACACACACACACACACACACAAUCAUAAUCAUCUAGCAUCGUCGCUGAGUGCUGUGAAUAUUUAUAUCUCUUAUGAAUGUACCUGGUUGCUUUAUGGAUUGUGAAUGUAGAUCUUUUGCUGUAAAUGUAAAAUUUCUUUUAAUAUAAAGUUUUUUUUUCUAAACUGUGUGUGUGUGUGUGUGUGUGUGUGUGCGCGCCAACUCAUUGAUCUUCAUUUUGUAAAACGUGUUUUAUACUCUGCUGAAUGUUCUAUAUAUGGACACAAAUUCAUGUUCUUUAUUAUUUUGUCUUUGGGGAAAAGUUUUAAUGAAGUCUUUGUGUUAAAAGGCUUUUCCACAAUAAUCCUUAGUUUAGUUUCUCUUAGCAGAAACUCAGAUUUAAAGGGCCAGUACCAUGUCCUGAGUGUGCUGGUGUGAUAGGGGAGCGGUCCCUUUAGGAGGGACUGGUGCUGAGCUGCUGAGAUGACUUCAUUAUCCCCCGUUAUGUUGCAUUGUGUACAUGUUUUGCUCUGUGUUUUAAGCAACAAGUGGAACCGAAUCUCAAAGUUGUUUUAGUUUAGCGAUGUUUCCCCUCAGAGGAAUAGACAGCGGGACGUCCUAUGAUGUACUUUUUGUAUUUGUACACUUUUUGUACUCGAGCACCGUUUUCUUGUCUGACUUCCUGUCCUCAGAAGACAGACGCAUUAAAGCUGGAGAACGCCGAGCAGCUCGUCAGGACUCUAUUACGUGUGUGUGUGUGUGUAUUUUAUAAGUGCAUUAAGAGUAACACCAGUCAGUGAGUUUAUCUCUCCAGAAGGGGGCAGCAGAGCAACACGCACACUACCGUUAAAACCCGAAGAAGACUUGAGGACUUUAUUAUAUAUUUUUAAUGAAGUAUUUCAAUUGUAUUUUUGGCCCGAAUUUUUAUUAGUAAAACAUAUUUGUGAAGAAAUCAAGCAUCACAUUUCCCCAUAAUGUAAAAGUAUAUGUUUUUUAAUCUGUUAAAAAGGUUUAACUAGAAUAGGAGUAAAGUGGAAUUAGAGUAAAAGUAAAAGAGCAGUUGGUUUAUAUUAUUAUUUCCCAGUCAGUUUAUUAAUACAUCAUUAACUAAUACAUUAUGUAUUUAUAGAUUAAACUACAAGCUGAAUAAAAAUACAUUAAUAGAUGAACUCAUUUAUCAGCUGCAAAUACAAUAAUGUAUUUUAAUCUGAGUACUUUUGCUCCUGUAAGUGUGUUUUCAUGCCGAGGGUGUUUAAUGCUAGUCAGUAAAAGAUCGGAGUCCUUCCUCCACCACCGGAGGUUAGCGCCAGUCCACAAAUCGAGCGCACCCAGGCUGGAGGGAAUCCGGCGGGCUUUAGGACCUGGCGGGAGGCGCGGUACAAUAGAGCCGUUGUGCCGUGGUGGUGAAUCGACUGCUGCCCAGGAGAUCCCCUCUGUGGUCGAAUACAAACCCCCGGAUUUACCCGGAGAGUAGGACCAGAGCCUCGCUUGUUCGUACAGGUACAUGUUGGACGCGGUGUCCGGGCGGACAUGUGGCUGGAAUAAAGCGGACAGCGGCGCGUGGACUGGAGGAUGUUACAGGAUGAAGCGUCUCAGGUCGUCGAGCAGCAGCGACAGUUCUGACAACGAGAGUCCCUCCACCUCCUUCUGCUCCUCCAACAAGUAUGGCGGCGGUAAACCCGAAGCUCCGGCCUCGGUCCAGAAGAAGCCGGCCGAGGUCUUCAGGAAGGACCUGAUCAGCAACAUGAAGCUCCCAGACUCCCACCACGUGUCCCCGGAGGACUACUACCUGCUGGCGGACGCCUGGAAGCAGGAGUGGGAGAAGGGGGUCCAGGUGCUGGCGAGUCCGGACACCAUCCCGGAGCCGUCCGUCAGAGUCCUGCAGGAGAAGCCCAAAGAGGUCCUCUACACCCACCAGAGGAAGCACAUCCAGUGCUCGGGCCGGGAGGCCCCGGAGCCGGGCUACGUGGACAUCAAGGAGCUGGCCGAGGCCAUGUGCCGCUACGACCUGGACGACAUGGACCUGCACUGGCUGCAGGCCCUGAACCGGCAGCUGGACCGCAUGGGGGAGGAGCCUGUGGACGAGCUGACGAUGGAGCGCGCCAUGGAGGCCCUGGAGGGCCGUUGCCACGACAACAUGAACCACGCCAUCGAGACGGUGGAGGGCCUCGGCAUCGAGUACGACGAGGACGUGAUCUGUGACGUGUGCCGCUCGCCGGACAGCGAGGAGGGCAACGACAUGGUGUUCUGUGACAAGUGCAACAUCUGCGUGCACCAGGCGUGCUACGGCAUCGUCAAGGUGCCGGUGGGGAACUGGCUGUGCAGGACGUGCGUCCUCGGGAUCGACCCUCAGUGUCUCCUCUGUCCUCAGAAGGGAGGAGCCAUGAAGGCCACGAGGGCCGGGACCAAGUGGGCUCAUGUGAGCUGUGCUCUGUGGAUACCUGAGGUGAGCAUCGCGUGCCCUGAGAGGAUGGAGCCCAUCACCAAGGUGUCUCACAUCCCUCCCAGUCGCUGGUCGCUCACCUGCAGUUUGUGUAAAUGGAAGACGGGGGCGUGUAUCCAGUGCUCGGUGAAGAACUGCACCACGCCCUUCCACGUGACGUGUGCCUUUGAGCACAGCCUGGAGAUGAAGACCAUCCUGGACGAGGGCGACGAGGUGAAGUUCAAGUCGUACUGCCUGAAGCACAGCCAGCCCAAGGCCCUGGAGGCGGGGCUUAGCCCGGCCCGCGCCAAGCCCGCAGGCGACGCCCAGAAGGGCGGCCAGCGGGCCCAGAGGCUGCAGGAGCUGGAGGAGGAGUUCUACACCCUGGUGCAGCAGGAGGACCUGUCCCGGGCCCUCGGGCUGCCGGCCCGCCUGCUGGACUUCAUCUGUCAGUACUGGAAGCUGAAGAGGAGGGCCAACUUCAACCGGGCGCUGCUGCCGCCCAGAGAGGACGAGGAGAACCUGGUGCUGCAGCCGCAGGAGGACAGCAUCCACACCCGCAUGAGGAUGUUCAUGCACCUGCGCCAGGACCUGGAGCGGGUGAGGAACCUGUGCUACAUGGUGAGCCGGAGGGAGAAGCUGAAGGUGCUGCAGAGCAAAGCCCAGGAGCAGAUGUUCAACCUGCACGUGAAGCUCCUGAACCAGGAGCUGGCCGCCGGUCUCCCGUCCUCGUCUCCGGCCGACGGGCUGCUGUUCCGUCCUCCUCCUCGCAUCACCCUGAAGCUCAAGAUGCCCAAACCCUCCGGGCCGGGCGCCGGCUCCGGCUCCAAGUCCAACGGGCCGCUGUGCCCGGACAACAGCGGCAACGUGGCGGGGGAGGGGCUGGGCCAGGGCAAGCCGCAGCUGCACGGCCGCGGCCGCCGGGAGGAGCGCUCCAACGGCCACUCCAGCCACGCCAGGAGCCCGGUGGCGCCGCCCGGCGGGAAGCCGUCCGGCAAGCCGCUGGCGCUGCACGCCGCCGCCGCCACGCUGCACGCCGGACACUCGUCCAACGGGAAGCCGGACCAGGACCGCAAGGCCAACGGACUCUCGGCGGCGGCGCAGAAGGACAGUUCCUGCCAGACGCCCCGAGACCGGGACGCCUCCGGCCCGGCGCCGGACAGGACCGGCUUGCGUAAAUCCGCCAUGGAGCACCUGGGCCGGUCCUUCAAGGAGGCGACCAUCAACCUGGUCCGCACCACGGAGGACCUGCGCGCCGACAGACUGACCCGCAAGGAGCGGCCGUGGGCCGAGCCGGAGCACCGGGCCCGGACCGGCCGCUCGCAGCAGGACAGCGACGGGUACUGCCCGGACCUGGAGCUCAGCGACUCGGAGCCGGAGGCCAAAGGGCGGCGGCGACGGCGGCCGGGCGGCCCGCCCCCUCAGCCCGAGGGCGCCGGCAAGGGGGUCGGCCGCGGGAAGCAGUCGCUGGGCUCCAGACACGCCGUGCAGAGGUGACGGCCGAUCGCUGGGCGCCGUCCUCCCAAGUGCCGAGACGCAUCAGGGACCGGGACCGGAACAAGGACCGGGACCGGGACCAGGACCAAACCAGGACCCGGGGGGCGCCGCGGAGGCGUGACGGGUCGGUGGGCCUCGGAGAGAGGAACUCUCUCCUGAGGUUCUCAUCGUUUGCCUUUCAUUGUGACCAGAAAUACAUUUUGUACUCUGCACAACUUUGUACCCCCCCAUAGGCCCCGCCCCCUCCAAGCCCCGCCCCCUCUGUACAUAGACCUUCACGUUGGGAAGUAAAUAAUCAACUGAAUCACACGUGCUCCACUUUAUUGAGACUUCACACCGUCGACGUGCAUCAAAUAUUCUAGGUUUUUUUAAUUUAAUUUUAUCCCCAAAAAAACAAAACAAUAUUUCUACUAAUCUGUUGACAUGAAGAUGUUAACUUCCUCAUGCUCAGGUGAGCCUGUUCACCUGAAACCUCACGAGAAGAACCAGACAUCAUGUCCAAUCAGAGUAUUUGUUGCAUGUAAACGUUCUGCAGCUCUUAGUUUUCCUCUCAGCUGAUGAAGCGACCCGGUGACCUUCUCUUGACCUCUUUUCUUUGUUUUUUUCCUUUUUUCUUUCCUUUGUUCUUUUCGUUCCUUUGUUAGUCGUGGUUUCAGUUGAACAGAAUCACAGUUUAACACUAUUAGUCUGUUUAGUUUGACUCGGCGUGUGAAGCGGUGGUUCACGUCCCGGUGGCUCCAGGUCACAUGACCUUCAUGUUUUGUUUUGAUAAUAAAUAACUGGUUCACUA